Dibothriocephalus latus is the source of this 603-nucleotide messenger RNA. The record is from the annotation of a GenBank genome assembly. Lineage: Eukaryota; Metazoa; Platyhelminthes; Cestoda; Diphyllobothriidea; Diphyllobothriidae.
AUGGCGCUUUCUUGUGGUACAAAGUGUAUCAAAUACCUCCUCUUCAUAUUUAAUGCACUGGUUUUCCUCUUCGGUGCCGUCAUUACUGGAUUUGGUAUCUACUUUGUUGUGGAGGCAACGAAAAAUAUUGGUGGUCAAGCAGUUGGCAUUCCAGCCUUCAUCCUAACGCUGGGCCUGCUUGUUUUUAUAAUCGGAUUUUUGGGCUGCUGUGGAGCCUGCAAGGAGCACGUCUGCAUGCUUAAAACCUUUGUUACGGUGAUGGCUGAUGGCAUUGCCGACCAGAUUAAGCAUCUGAACACACUUCCUCCAGAGGAGAGGAAGGAAACGCGAAAGGCGUUAGAUGAGCUCCAAGAAAAGCUGAAAUGUUGUGGAGGCCACAGUGCAGCUGAUUGGAAGAAUGUUCCCGCUUCCUGCUGCAAAAACGGAAAGGCGAACUGCCCAGAUCCCUACCCACAGGGUUGCGCAAAAGCCAUGUAUGAAGAAAUAAAGAACAAAGCCUUAGCCGUGGGAAUUGUCAUCUUUGUCAUGGCCAUAAUCCAACUUGGAGCAAUCAUUUCAGCCUGCUGCCUGGCCAAAAAGAUUGGCGAAUAUGAAAAGGUCUAG